CCUGACUAGUUUCACCUCCGAAUUCUUCCAGGGCUGCACGAAUUGCAGCGAGCUCGGCGCGUGUAAUAGUGUUAGUGCAGCCAAAUCCAUUUGGGUUUACGUAGACCACACGGUCUUUAUGCCAAGCACAAGCCCCAGCCACUUGUAGUUCUCUACCGUUUUCAGUUGUUAUCUUGGAUACCGAGCCAUCGGUCCAUACAAUUUCCUCGGGGUUGUGGGCCAGCGGCAGUGUACGUUGGAAUUGUGUCCGAUUCAACCUCGGUGUCGCUGGAGCUUCGUCAGGCGUGACCAUAGUGGCAAUGUUCUGGGGCACGUCAGUGCCGAGUCCAGGCUCCAUCCCAGCUGUGCCUGGGGAGUCCAGUUCUCCGUUCGUCCAGGUGGCGAGUCGGCGGCAGAGCGGGCUGCGCACAACGGCUCGGACGGUUGCCGAGGGGAGGGACGUCUGGUGCUGUGGUGCCGUCUUAUGAUCAGUUUGCCCCGGGUCGCGCCGGUAUCUGUGCAGCAGGGCAGCCACCGCCUCCUCGAAGGCCUUGGUCCGGUUGUUGCUGGUCCGGUUGAAGCUUUCCCAGAGCGUUUGAAGGCGUGCGUAGGAGACGAGUCGACCUCGAUGAAAAGAGGGCCGCACGUGGGGCAUGUGUUGUCUCGAAUGGCCCGGGCGCAGGAUGGCCGCCAGCUCCUGGCCAUCAUUAUCCAGGUCGUAGGUGCUGCGGCGUCGACAUCCAUUGGGUCCUCAGCGGCGGCCGCGGCUGGCUGCCCUUGGUGGAGAAGGCUUUCGUCUCCAUUUGUGAGGCGCAUAGCCGUGCUGAUUGCGGCUUUAUCACCGGAGUUUCUCGAGCUCCCGGGUGCUAAUCAGAUGGCGGCUCGUAUUGCGGUCGACCAAGUGGCUGAAUUCGAGCUGGAGUUCCGCGAGCGGGAGCACGUGUUCGACAGGGAGGGGUGCUGCCGCACGCGCUGCAGCUGCGGCGUCCAAAGCCUCGACAAUUGACCAGGUAGGGGUGGUAUACGGUGUGCCCUUGUAAAAGAGCUGUAUACCAUGCUCACGAGCGAGGGUCAUCUGUUGCAGAGUUGUGAAGAAGCGCCCUCUGUCUGCAGGUAGGUGGUGUGCGAGGCUCGUACCCGCCAGGCUAUGCUGCCGUGGCAGGAGGGCACGGGUAACCACGCCCAGUCGGCCUGUGUCGUUUAGAGCAAGGACAAGCGCGCGGUUGGCCACACGCGCGUACUGGGGUAAGAGUGAGCCCAGUCCUAGGCCAUAUUCAUCGAUUGGGAGAAGGGUGGUACGGGUAGGGAAGCUGCGUGGCAGCCCGUAGCACCGUUUUGCGUAACCGGCCAGUGCAGCGUCAAAGUUUGCGAUGUCCUGUUUCGUGUAUGGCAUCGCAGCAAAUGCAUAGGCGAUUGAGGUGUGGACGCAUUGCUGCAGCAUGCGUAGGCGUUGUGCCGGCGUGGCCAGUGACGUGGCUAUGGCCGUGCCCUUUUCUUUCACAGUUUCCGUGACGCGGGAGACUUGCGCCUUCCAGUCUAGUGAGAAGGUGAGUUGCACCCCCAGGUAUUUGUAGGGUUUUGUGGGCGGGUAGUACGGUACAGUGGUGUUACCAAUUCGUAGCUUGUUAGUCAGUUCACGGUGCAUCGCGUUCAGCGUGGUAUGGCCGGUGGGUCCGUCGAGGGUCGGGGUGGACCGGGACUUGUUGUGCCAGAUGGCGGUAGCUGCGCACUUGGUGUGAUUGACUCGCAGGCUUGCCCAGUCUGCAUAGUCCGAGAUUUUGUCACAUUGGAUCUGCAGGUCUUCCAGCGUUGUGGUCAGGGCCGCCAAGUCGUCAGCGUACGCGGCGGCGCUGCAGUGGUACCGUGCAUUGUCCUCCGGGCUGAGGCAUCCGUAGCGGUAGCCCCGCCCACCUGCGUGGAGCCACCGCACAAGCGGUUCCAUGAACAAGAUAAACAGUACCGGUGACAGGGUGUCACCUUGCACCGUGCCACGUUCUAUUGGGAUGGCGGAUGUGCAUCCAUGUUCAGUACGAAUGCGGGUGGUGGCGUGCGCGUAUAGGUUGCGGACUGCGCGUAUCAGGUCGUCAGGCAGGCCCAGAUCGAACAUAAUCUGGAGUAGCCUGUCCUGAUCGAUUGUGUUAAACGCAGAGCUGUAGUCAACAUUCACUGCGUAUACGUCUUUCCCAUACAGGGCAGCGUCCUCCAGUACAUGCACAAGGUUCAGUAUCUGCCGUUCCGUGUUGCAGUAGGCCCGGAAGCCCUCCUGUGAUUCGCUGAACAGCUGGAGUGGGCCUGCCAGUUCACCGAUGCCCAGGGUGAGCAUAGAAGUGUACAGUUUAUAGCAAGUGUUGGCUAGAGCGAUGGGCCUCUUGUUCUUGAUGUCAAGAGCGUCCCCAGGUUUUGGGAGCAGGACCGUGUCUGAAGUGGCCCAGGACUCCGGGAUUGUGGACUUGACGUACAUGAUCUUCAGUGUGUUGUGUAGGGCUCGCUUCAUGCCGUGAGGCAAGAUGCGGAGCAGCUCGUUCGGAAUGCCGUCUGGGCCCGUGGCUUUGUUACGAGAGAGGUGGGCGAUACAGUGGUCGAAGUUGGCGGGGUCUGCCAUGCUAGAAAGCAUGGAGUGUGCUUCCGGGUGCCUGUUACGCUCAAGCGUAAAGGCGUCCGUAGCGUUAGGUAGUUCGAACGGGUACCCACGCGUUGCGCCGGGCGACAGGCGAUAUUCGCCUGUGCGGGGCCCUCGUGGGGGUGCUGACAGUUUGCGGAAGUGCCCUUCCAGGGCGGUUAGAAUGCUGGGAGGGUCGGUUACCACCUCGCCUGUUUCAGGGUUGCGGACCGCGGGGAGGCCACGUUCGGUUGCUUCUUUCUGAAAGAUGCGUUUGUGCCCUUGCGCAGGCCUGGUGGCGAGCGUGUGCUGGAGGGCAGCGGCAGCAGCUUCACGCUGCGCUUUGGCUCGGUCCGCCACCAACUGGCGGUGUUGGGCUUGGCAGUCCUUUAUCUGACCUCGUAUGGCGGCAGCCUCUCCUUCCGUUGUUGUGUCUGGCGCUGCACCGCCGGCUGUCAGGUUAGUGAGGGUUUGCUUGAGUUCCACCUCCUUGUCCCAUAAUGGUUUAAGAUGUCGGGCAGCUGACCGGGAAAGAUGGUGUUUCCCGGUGAGUGGCGGUUUUAGUGUGCACUCUUCAAGUAGGCAGGUGAGGCCGUCUUCGAGAGCCUUGCCUAACCGCUCAGCCAACUGGUUCACGUCGGUUUGUUGUACAAUUCUGUUGUGCGCCAAGUCCCAUUGCAUUGUAUUUGCCGGGUAGGUGGUUGGGUUUUUAGUGUGCUGUUUUUGUUUUAGAGCAUUGUCAAUCACCUGCACCGCGCCCUUGCUGGCAUUGUGCAGGUCUGCCGUGGCCUCGACCAUUAUGUCCUCCAAGUGGGCGGCAGCGGCGGCCAGCUGCUUCUUGGUGAUUGGAAGCGUCACGCGAGACCAGCGUGGGCUGUCUUCAGAUGUUGUUGCUGGUGGCGCUGCGGGCUGCGGUGCUUCCCAUAGGUGCAGCGCGUCAGCAGGCAGUUUUACGUGUACAGGUUUAUGGUCAAAGUUACCCGCGACUGUACUUACGUGCUCGUGUGGGCUGGGGCACGCGGUGAGCGUUGUCGUGCACAUGAGUAUGUCAUCUAUGCGGCUGCGGUGCGUUGUGACACCAUGUUGUGUUUGUUCAUAGGACCAUUCGCCCUCUGUGGUCAUGGUGCCUCGUGCGGGUAAUAAGCCAGUUUGUGCCAGAAAGCGUUGGUGUAG
This is a messenger RNA of Chlamydomonas reinhardtii, 3751 nucleotides long. RefSeq lists its product as uncharacterized. The transcript has 8 exons. The record is from RefSeq and is a predicted model, not a curated record. NCBI's taxonomy places the organism in Eukaryota, Viridiplantae, Chlorophyta, Chlorophyceae, Chlamydomonadales, Chlamydomonadaceae. The coding region runs from base 464 to 985 and encodes 173 amino acids.